AAAAUAUUUGUCAAUGAGCUUUGCAACGUUUCUGGAUUGGUGUCUGUACAACCCAACGUUGGUACAACCUAAACAACAAUUUGUGAUACACAUUGGAUCUUCGAGAAAGAACUAAACACGAUGACUGCAACACAGCCGAAAAUACUUUGCGUCGGGAUGAUUUGUGUCGACGAACUGUUGUACUGCAAAAGUUAUCCAAUCGAAGAUUCCGACCAGAGGAUUUUGGAUCGACAACAGAGGACUGGUGGAAAUGCUGCAAAUAACUGUGCAGUCCUGGCUGAGCUGAAAGUGAAAUGUGACUUGCUCGGAACGCUCAGCAGCAAUUCGAGAUACACCAGUUUUGUUAAAGACGACCUUGGAUCUUAUGGCCUCAGUUGCGACCUGUGUGAAUUAAUUGAAGGCCAAGAGUUACCAAUAUCGACUUGUAUCAUCAAUGCAGAAAAUGGUACACGAACCAUCCUACACUACCGCAAGGACUGGCCAGAGGCAUCUUAUGAAGCAUUCCUGAAAAUCGACCUCUCACAGUACUCUUGGAUUCAUUUCGAGGGGCGAAAUAUAGAUGAAGUAAAGAAAAUGAUAAAAAGAAUUGUUGAAUGGAACAACGAACAUGCCGAAGGCUAUGGAAUAACAAUAUCUAUUGAAGUGGAGAAGAAACGAGACAAUUUACUGGAGUUAAUUCCACUUGGAGAUCUUGUAAUCAUAAGCAAAGAUUUUGCUAGGUUACAGGGAUUUAACACGAUGUCUCAAACGGUUGAUGGUCUCUUUGGACUCCUGAAACAUGGGGCGACCCUGGUGGUGCCUUGGGGAGAAGAUGGCGCGGCUGCAAAAGGUCCUGAGGGCUUCUUCUUGGUUCCUGCCUGCCCUCCAGAGCGCGUGUUGGACACGCUGGGCGCUGGAGACACCUUCUGCGCCGCGCUGCUGUCAGCGCUAUCUGGCGGCCGCCCGCUGCAACACAGCCUGCGAUACGCCUGCGAGGUUGCUGGUGCCAAGGUCGGCAUGCAAGGCUACCGCGGACUUCGGGACGUUCUCAGGGAACGAAGAAUAACUGUGGACCAUUAACCAACAACCAUAUUAUUAUCAACUAUUAAGACUGACUGGGACAGAAAUUAUGCUACAUUUACAUCUGUAUCCCACAAGCAAUCGUUCAGCGUGUGGCGGUGUGUGUGUGGGGUGCCACUAUAAUCAAGUGCCCUCCCACCUUCUCUUAUUCUAUUCGUAGGUGACAUUAUUCCUCCAUAUAAGCCUAAUUUUCAGCAAUUUUAUUUUCCUGGUCGUUGUGUGGGAUACAAAUGGAAGUGUUUAUGAAUCCAUAUUCGUUUUGGAGCCUUCAUUUUGAUAACUUUAAUAUUAAAAGAGACUGUGAUGCA
Schistocerca piceifrons (Central American locust) is the source of this 1367-nucleotide messenger RNA. Its product is annotated as ketohexokinase-like. The transcript has 5 exons. Gene Ontology annotation, biological process: fructose metabolic process. NCBI's taxonomy places the organism in Eukaryota, Metazoa, Arthropoda, Insecta, Orthoptera, Acrididae. Gene Ontology annotation, molecular function: ketohexokinase activity. The record is from RefSeq and is a predicted model, not a curated record. Bases 121 to 1059 code for a protein of 312 amino acids.